Lecanosticta acicola is the source of this 1152-nucleotide messenger RNA. Lineage: Eukaryota; Fungi; Ascomycota; Dothideomycetes; Mycosphaerellales; Mycosphaerellaceae. The record is from the annotation of a GenBank genome assembly.
AUGACCUCCCGGCCCUCCGCGGGCAAUCAACCCGGCAUCUGCCCGACCGACAGCGACAACCACCUCCCAAUCCACCUAGAGGAGAAGCCAGAGACUGGGCGCAAAAUACCUAAGCAGAGUUGGGAAUACGUGGUACGGAGUGGGACAGCCGGAGGAGUGGCAGCAUGCGCAGCAAAGACGGUAGUCGCACCGUUGGAUCGAGUCAAGAUCCUUUUCCAGGCCAAUAACCCACAGUUUCAGAAGUACACAGGCUCGUGGACUGGUGCAAUAGCUGCUAUCAGAGACAUUUAUCGCACAAACGGAGCCAGAGGACUGUUCCGAGGUCACAGUGCUACACUCCUUAGAAUUUUCCCAUAUGGCGGAAUCAAGUUCUUGGCCUACGAACAGGUGCGCGCGGUGGUGAUACCCAACAGGCAGUCGGAGACACAUGUGCGGCGGUUUGCAGCAGGAUCGAUUGCAGGAAUCAUCUCUGUCUUUUGCACAUAUCCUUUGGAAGUGAUCCGCGUACGACUAGCCUGGGAAACCAAGUCGGACAAGAGGAUGAGCGUGCGGGAUAUCUGUCGUAUAAUAUACAACGAGCAUCCGCCGGCUCCAGAAGUAGGGCUUGGGAAGUCAUCACUGCCCAAGUCCGCUGUCGCGACGGUCGAGGCAACCCAAGCCGCAGUCCGGACAAUCACGCCCCAGCAUGGAAUGGCUAACUUCUACCGUGGCUUCACGCCGACAUUGUGGGGCAUGAUCCCCUACGCUGGCGCUUCUUUCCUCACUCACGAUGCAGCGGGCGACUUCAUGCGGAUACCUCUUCUUGCGCCGUAUACAAUCUUACCCAUGUCAGAACGGUCACAGAAGCAGCUUGCGCCUAACAAGCCCCCUCCCUUACGAGCAUGGGCCGAACUCGCCACGGGUGCAGUAGCCGGCUUUGUCAGUCAAACAGUCAGCUACCCACUUGAAGUCAUCCGACGACGGAUGCAAGUCGGCGGCGUUGUCGGCGACGGUCGCAGACUGACCAUGGUGGAAGUCGCAAAACAGAUCGCACAAGAGAAGGGAUGGCGAGGUUUCUUUGUCGGACUGGGCAUCGGAUAUGUCAAGGUGGUGCCCAUGGUGGCCACGAGCUUUUUUGUUUACGAGCGGAUGAAGGUGGGCUUUGGAAUCUAA